GCAGUAUCUGACGCCCUGGAGCGGUCGGAGGGUCUGCAGACCAUCCUCGGUCCGGUCAAAUUCGACGCAUCUCGACAGAGCAGUGUGGGUGCGACGGUUCUGCAGCAGGUGUCUGGCACAUCUGCUGGCACGCCGCAGAUCGUCGCGGAAUCGACGCUGGAGGGCUUCGUCUGCACCUGGCGCGGAUGCACUGCGAACGCCAGCGGUGCACCUGGCAAUGGCACCCCUGCCUCGAGGAUCUCGCGACCCGUUUUCCCCGUGCCGAAACCCGAGUUGGAACGGCAAUGCUACCACCGACAUGGCGGCUCAUUCGGCUUCCGCACGGCUUCCUUCGGCUUAUCCUGCGCGGAGUGCCCUGCGGAUGAGGUCUCCGACUACGACGAGGUCGAGCAGCGUCGCUUCUGUCGCCGGUGCUCAGACAACGAAUCGGUGCAAGAACUCUCCAAUGGCUCCCGUCUCUGCGUGCCUUGCGGGUCAUUGACGUCUUGCACACCGGGCCAGUAUCGGAGCAAUUGUGGCUGCCAAGACUGCCCGGAGGGAAGUUUCUCGAACAGCUCGGAUGCCUCCGUCUGCGAGGACUGCCCAGAAGGCUACUUCUCGGCUGCAGGGGUGAGCACCUGCGAGCCGUGCCCGGCAGGGACGUCGAGUUACUCCGGCAGUGGGCAAUGCGUCAACUGCACUCUUGGCACCUUCGCCGAGCUUCCAGGUUCGCCCUGCCGCCCAUGCCCGGGAGGCAGCCAUGCGCCGGCGGAAGGCCUCACAGCUUGCCUCAUCUGCGAGGCAGGGUCGCGCAGCAGCUGGGAUGGGAGCAGCUGCGAUCUGUGCCCUCCCAUGACUUACCAGCACCUACGCAACUCCAGCACGUGCCUGCCGGCGCAGGAGGGCGCCGAGAUGAGCGGCACGGGCAUGGCCAUCGCCCUCAACCGCGCAGGCUUCUGGAUUCGGAAGGUGGGAAGCCAUGUUAGCUGGGAGGCCUGUCUAGUGCCGGAUGCUUGCUUGGCCAACGCAACCUGCGCUGAGGGCUCUACCGGUGUCCAGUGCUUAAGCUGCCUUCCGGGUUACGUUCGCAGCCGACUUCCGCUGCAGAGUUCUUGCGAGCACUGCGCGGAGCACCUGAUGAUCUUGAAUAUCAUCCUCUUCCUCUCCUUGGUG
Symbiodinium sp. CCMP2456 is the source of this 1152-nucleotide messenger RNA. The record is from the annotation of a GenBank genome assembly. NCBI's taxonomy places the organism in Eukaryota, Dinophyceae, Suessiales, Symbiodiniaceae.